GAUAAUAUGAGAGAAAAAACUGAAAUAAUUUAGAUGUGUAAAGAGGAGAUAAAAAUUCUAGAAGAAUAGCAUGUAGUCUGAGUGAUGUGUUAUCGUUGCAUACAUCUUGUACUUUCUGAGCCUCAGUGAAUAUAUUAUCGUUGCUGAAUCUCAUUUAAAUUUAAGUAAAUAAUAAUUUAAAUCUACAAAAUAUCCGAAAAUUACAUUAAUCUUUUUUUAAUUAAAAACGAGAAUAUGAGAAAUCACCAUUUUGGUAAACCCAAAACCAAAGAAGCAUCAAACCAGACAAAGUGUUGGUGCGUGUCAGAUCUCUCUCGACCUCUGCAAAGUGUUGGUGCGUGUCAGAUCUCUCUCGACCUCUGCUGAAUGAAAGAGAAAAGUGUAAACAUGUCAACUGAUAAAUAAUCCCAAUAUUCAUCUCAGUUCACUUUUAUCUCUUUCUCUUUCUUCUCUUCUCUACUGUUAUAUACUAAAACUAUUUAUCUCUGUAACUUGCCAAUGUCUGAAGCAAUAGCUAGUAGGGACCCUGCCAUUAAACUCUUUGGUCGGACUAUUCACUUGCCCCUUUUUCCGGCGCCGGCGCCGGAAAAUACCGGAUAUUAUUGUUCCUCAGCUGGAGAAAAUGAACAAAAACACGAGGAUCAGUGUGAUGAUUAUAAUGAUAUCAAUGAACAUUCGACUAAUAAGGAUUUACAGGAUCAGAAUCCAAUUCAACAGAAAUGUGAUAUUACAAAAGAGUUACCUGAUUAUUAUGACUGUUCAACAGCCAAAACGUCAAAAAGUGAAGAGGAACAGGAUGAAACAAGCAACUCACAGGAAAGAAACCUUAAAAAAACAGACAAAAUACUUCCAUGUCCUCGCUGCAAUAGCAUGGAAACAAAAUUUUGUUACUUCAAUAAUUAUAAUACUAGCCAGCCUAGGCACUUCUGCAAGAAUUGUCAGAGAUAUUGGACUGCUGGUGGGACUAUGAGGAAUGUGCCUGUAGGUGCUGGUCGUCGAAAACACAAGAACUCAGUUUUGCAUGACAGUUACAGUUCUGUUUCUGAAGCACUAUCAAAAGCAAGAACAAAUUUUCCUAAUGAAACCCAGCAACCUCCUCUCACGAUCAGUGGAACUAUUCUUACAUUUGAUACUGACAAACCCCUAUCGGAGUCGAUGGUUUCAGCUUUGAACGUUUCUGAUAAAACUAUGCAGAAUUAUUCUGGGAAUGGGUUCCGCAAAUAUAAAGAGCUUGGAAUUCAAGCUGGAGAUAAAGGAGAUGAUCUUUCCGAUGGAUCUUCAGUUACUGUUGUAAGUUCGAAGGAUAGUGAUAAUGGGUUGCCUGACACACUAAGGCAGAAUUGUAACAGCUUUUCAAAUCAUUUACCUUGCUUUUCUGGAGCUCCUUGGCCAUACAUAUGGAGUUCUGUGCCCUGUAGAAAUGUAGUACCUCCACCUGGUUAUUACUCUCUUCCUGGCAUUCCUGUGUCAUUGUUCCCCGCAACCACUUAUUCGGGUUGUACAAUACUUGGUUCUUGGAAUGUCCCUAAGAUGCCCCCACCCACUGCAUCCCAAAACCAAGUGCCUCUAACUUCUGGUCCUAAUUCUCCAACUUUUGGGAAACAUUCAAGGGAUGAGAAUGUGCUGAAUUCGAUGGGCACUGAGGAAGAGCCACGAAAAGAGAGUAAUCCUGGGAGGCGCAUAUGGUUUCCUAAAACAUCGCGAAUUGGUGAUCUAGGAGAAGCAGCAAAGAGUUCUAUCUGGGGAACAUUGGGAAUAAAGCAUGAGGUAGUUGAUUCAGUUGGUGGAGGUCUUCUCAAAGCCUUUCUUCCAAGGAGUGAUGAGAGGAACUGUGUUUCAGAGACCUCUACUUUAUUACAAGUCAAUCCAGCAGCAAUAUCUAGGUCAUUAAAUUUUAAUGAGAGCUCCUAAACAGUUGUGUUGGUAAGCUUGUAUAAAUGUUAUAAAUGGUGGUGGCAAGACAGGAGUUAUUCAGCUGAUUAAGCUUCUCAGCAGUUAUGUGCCGCUGUCAUUUCCUUAAUUUGAUCCCUUCUUCUUUACCUUCACAGAGUCCAGAGUUGGUCUAGAUGUAGACUCAAUUUUUCUUCUUACAAAAUUAGAGUAGAGCAAUCUAGCUACUAGUUCCCUCAUUCUUGUGUGAGUGAGGCCGGUGUCUUUUGUCAUCAACUUUCUUACUCGAUGUGUAUAUUUAUGUUUGAGAAAGUGACACACACACUAGAGUCACUGUGUGAUAAUUGUCGUAUUGUAUGCUUCAAGUUCUACUAUAAUGCACCACUAUGAAUGGAGCGUCACUACGCAUAGACUGAAA
Messenger RNA from Capsicum annuum, 2308 nucleotides. RefSeq names its product cyclic dof factor 3. Gene Ontology annotation, molecular function: DNA binding; DNA-binding transcription factor activity. The record is from RefSeq and is a predicted model, not a curated record. Lineage: Eukaryota; Viridiplantae; Streptophyta; Magnoliopsida; Solanales; Solanaceae. Gene Ontology annotation, biological process: regulation of DNA-templated transcription. The transcript has 2 exons. The coding region runs from base 499 to 1911 and encodes 470 amino acids.